CUUUAUUCGUUAUUUUCAAUUUUGCUUUCUCUUCCUUUCGCCAUUCGUGGGUUUUUCGACUUAUAUCCCCUUCGUGGCAUUCUCGUUUCUUGUGAUUUCUCGUUGACAUUAGUCGAUUGAACAUGAGUAACGCUCCCGAAAAAGAUCAGGCCAGUCUGGAGCAGCAGUUGGCUGCUCCAGACUUGCAAAACACAAAUGCAAAAAAACAAGGUUCUACUUCUGUCCUUAAGAAUAAGAAAACAGAUACUAAAAAAAAUGAAAAACCACCAAAACCGCAAAAAUCGGUUGAAGAAAAUAGUAAGCAACAAGGAAAGUUUGUGGAAUUACCAGGAGCUGAAAUGGGAAAAGUGGUUGUUAGAUUUCCUCCAGAAGCAAGUGGAUAUUUGCAUAUUGGACAUGCAAAAGCUGCUCUCUUAAAUCAACAUUACCAAUUGGCUUUUAAUGGCCGUUUAAUAAUGCGUUUUGAUGACACAAAUCCAGCAAAGGAAAAAGAAGAUUUUGAGAAGGUUAUAUUAGAAGAUGUUGAUAUGUUGAAAAUUAAACCUGAUAUUUUUACAUAUACUUCUGAUCAUUUUGAUAAAAUGUUAGAUAUAUGUGAGAAUGGAAUGUUAAAAGAAGGCUUAGCUUAUGUGGAUGACACUGAUGGAGAUAAAAUUCGUUUGGAACGUGAACAACGGAUAGAUUCAAUAAAUCGAAACAACUCAAUCGAGAAGAACCUAGAGUUGUGGAAACAAAUGGUUUUAGGUACAGAAAUUGGUCAAAAGUGUUGUGUUCGAGCCAAAAUUGAUAUGCAAUCGGCAAAUGGAUGUUUGCGUGACCCUACUAUAUAUCGUUGUAAACCAGAACACCAUCCUAGAACUGGUGAUAAGUAUAAAGUUUAUCCAACUUAUGACUUCGCUUGUCCUAUUGUGGAUAGUUUAGAAGGCGUUACUCAUUGUUUACGUACCACAGAGUAUACUGAUCGAGAUGCACAAUAUUAUUGGUUUUGUGAUGCAUUAAAACUCGGAACUCGCAACCAUGAAACCCGACCUUAUGUGUGGUCAUAUUCAAGAUUAAAUAUGACUAAUACUGUUCUGUCGAAAAGAAAGUUAACUUGGUUUGUUGAACAAGGUCAUGUAGAUGGAUGGGAUGAUCCACGCAUGCCGACUGUUCGUGGUGUAUUAAGGAGAGGUAUGCAGGUCGAAGCAUUGAAACAAUUCAUUGUGGCCCAAGGCUCUUCCAGAACUGUUACAGCUAUGCAGUGGGAUAAAAUUUGGUCAUUGAAUCGCGGUAUCAUUGAUUUAAUAGCACCAAGGCAUACUACUUUAUUGUUAUCCAAUUCAAAUAAAGAAAAUGCUGUAUUAUCUUAUCCACCUGUUGAAGUUGUGGUAGAAGAUGUUAAAAAAGCAUAUAAAAUUGACAAUGUCCCUAGACAUCCUAAAAAUUCCCAACUAGGAUUAAAAAAUUGUGUCUGGGCAGCACCUAAAAUUCUUAUAGAUUAUAGUGAUGCAGAGUUAUUAGAAGCUGGACGUCAUGCGACAUUUAUAAACUGGGGCAAUCUUUUAAUAAAUCGUAUUGAAAGGAAUCAAGAUAAUAAAAUAGAGAAAAUUUAUGCAGUGUCUGACCUUGGGAACACUGAUUUUAAAUCUACCAUUAAAGUUACUUGGUUACCUAGUACUGAUAAUUCAGAAUCUGAAGAAGUCUUGCCUAUUUUGGUACCAGUUGUUUGUGUUUAUUUUGAUAAUUUAAUCAGUAAAGCAGUAUUAGCCAAAGAUGAUGAUUUUAAGGAUUAUUUAAAUACAGAAAAUAGUCGUUGGGAAUUGCAAAUGUUAGGUGAUUCGGAAUUGAAAGAUAUAAAGAAAGGAGAUGUGAUUCAAUUACAACGUAGAGGUUACUUUAUAUGUGAUUCAACAAACCAGCCAUUUAGCAUUCACACUGGGAAAGAAACUCCAUUAGUAUUGUUUAAUAUACCUGAUGGUCACACAAAAACAACUCCAAUAACUACUGUUCCUGUAGCAAUUGCCCAAAGUAAUGCUAAGGAUAAAAAAUCUAAAAAAAAAGACAAUAUUGCCGUGACCACUUCUAAAACGACUGAUAAUACGAACACCAAAAAAGUUACCAAAUUAGGGUUAGAAGUACCAAAAGUAUCAGAAAAUCUUGGAGAAUGGUAUUCUCAAGUCUUAGUUAAAGGCGAGAUGAUUGAGUAUUAUGACGUAAGUGGAUGUUAUGUGAUUAGGCCUUGGGCCUAUAGAAUAUGGGAAUUAAUACAAGAAUGGUUUGAUGCCCGGAUUAAAAGAAAACCUCUUAAUGUACGCAAUUGCUACUUUCCAAUGUUUGUAUCACAAAGUGCAUUAGAAAGAGAAAAAGAACAUAUUGCAGAUUUUGCACCAGAGGUUGCUUGGGUUACCAAAUCUGGCGAAACAGAUUUAGCUGAGCCUAUUGCUAUAAGACCAACUAGCGAAACAGGAAUGUAUCCGGCUUUUGCCAAAUGGAUUCAGUCUUAUAGAGAUUUGCCUUUGAAACUCAAUCAAUGGAACAGCGUUGUGAGGUGGGAAUUUAAACAUCCACAACCAUUCUUGAGAACUAGAGAGUUUUUGUGGCAAGAAGGUCAUAAUGCAUAUGCAACUAGAGAAGAAGCAGAACGUGAUGUAUUAAUAAUAUUAGGUUAUUAUGAAUAUGUCUACAAGAAUAUUCUGGCAGUACCAGUUAUAAAAGGUAAAAAAACAGAAAAAGAAAAGUUUGCUGGAGGAGAAUUCACUACUACUUGUGAAGCAUACGUAGCGUCUAGCGGUCGAGCAAUUCAAGGCGCCACUUCCCAUUACCUGGGUACCAAUUUUGCUCAUAUGUUUGAUGUUCAUUUUGAACAUCCAGAUACACAUGAAAAAACAUUUGUUCAUCAGAUUUCAUUUGGAAUGACCACAAGAACAAUUGGUGUUAUGGUAAUGGUUCAUGGUGAUGAUCGUGGGCUUGUCUUACCUCCACGCAUAGCGUCUAUUCAGGUAAUUAUAGUACCAUGUGGUGUAGGCGCUAGUACAGCAAACGAAGUCAAAGAGAAUUUGACUAAAACCUGUUUAGAUGUAUGCAACCGCUUGAAAGGAAAUAAUUUAAUAGAUGAUGAUGAUAAUAAUGACAAUAGUGUUGCCCAACAUCAUAAGUCUUCGACAAUAAUCAGAGCAGAUACAGACUUACGAGAUAAUUAUUCACCUGGAUGGAAGUUCAACCAUUGGGAGUUAAAGGGAGUUCCAUUGAGGUUGGAAAUUGGACCAAAAGACUUGGAUCGAAACCAAAUGGUAGCUGUACGGCGAGAUAGUGGAGAGAAACUAACUAUUUCCUUAGAAGGAUGUUCAAAAGAUAAUGAUGGAAAUGAUAAGAUGGUUGUAAGAAUAACUGAAUUAUUGAAUCAAAUACAGCAAGAUAUGUACGCUAAAGCAGAAAAGGAAUUGAAAGAAAAUGUUGUAAUAUGUCGUAAAUGGUCUGAAUGUGCUGCACAUUUAGCAGCAAAACGUUUAUUAUUGAUUCCGUUCUGUGGACGUCCUAACUGCGAGGAUAACAUCAAACGUGAUACCACAUUGGAUGAUGGUACCGCAGAAGUUGGAGCUUCAACAAUGGGAGCAAAAUCAUUAUGCGUACCAUUUGAACAACCUAAGGGAGAUGAACAAUUAAAAUCCAAUGAUCAAUGUAUACAUCCAGAAUGCGGACUAACAGCUGGGUCAUUUACACUAUUUGGACGCAGUUAUUAAACUAAAAUGUUUGCUAGUUUUUACCUAAUAAAACUAUGAUGUGCAUUUUAUUUUAACUUUUGUGUAAAAAUUACAACUCCUCUUUUUGAUGUUUAUCUAUAAAUACAAUACCAUAAUUUACAAA
Molecule: messenger RNA, 3843 nt
Organism: Aphis gossypii (cotton aphid)
Lineage: Eukaryota; Metazoa; Arthropoda; Insecta; Hemiptera; Aphididae
Product: bifunctional glutamate/proline--tRNA ligase
Exons: 17
Coding region: 123-3719 (1198 amino acids)
Biological process (GO): glutamyl-tRNA aminoacylation; prolyl-tRNA aminoacylation; translation
Cellular component (GO): aminoacyl-tRNA synthetase multienzyme complex; cytoplasm
Molecular function (GO): glutamate-tRNA ligase activity; ATP binding; proline-tRNA ligase activity
Source: RefSeq, a predicted model, not a curated record